Messenger RNA from Pygocentrus nattereri (red-bellied piranha), 894 nucleotides. RefSeq names its product skin secretory protein xP2-like. NCBI's taxonomy places the organism in Eukaryota, Metazoa, Chordata, Actinopteri, Characiformes, Serrasalmidae. Bases 1 to 894 code for a protein of 297 amino acids. The transcript has 3 exons. The record is from RefSeq and is a predicted model, not a curated record.
AUGGACGUCGUUGCAGGCUUGCCUGCCCCCGUGGACAUCGUUGCAGGCUUGCCUGCCCCCGUGGACGUCGUUGCAGGCUCACCUGCCCGCGUGGAUGACGUUGCAGGCUUGCCUUCCCCCGUGGAUGUCGUUGCACGCACGCCUGCCCCCGUGGACGUCGGUGCAGGCUUGCCUGCCCCCAUGGACGUCGUUGCUGGCUCGCCUGCCCCCGUGGACGUCGUUGCAGGCUCGCCUGCCUGCAUGGACGUCGUUGCAGGCUCGCCUGCCCGCAUGGACGUCGUUGCAGGCUCGCCUGCUUCCGUGGACGUCGGUGCAGGCUCGCCUGCCCCCGUGGACGUCGUUGCAUGCUCGCCUGCCCGCGUGGACGUCGUUGCAGGCUCACCUGCUUCCGUGGACGUCGUUGCACGAUCGCCUGCACGCGUAGAUGUCGUGGACACUUUGUUGCAGGCUCACCUGCUUCCGUGGACAUCGUUGCACGCUCGCCUGCCCGCGUGGACGUCAGUGCAGGCUAGUCCUGCCCCCGUGGACGUCGGUGCAGGCUUGCCUGCCCCUGUGGACGUCGUUGCAGGCUCGCCUGCCCCCGUGGACGUCAUUGCAGGCUCGCCUGUCCGCAUGGACGUCGUUGCAUGCUCGCCUGCCCGCGUGGACGUCGUUGCAGGCUCGCCUGCUUCCGUGGACGCUCGCCUGCCCCCGUGGAUGUCGUUGCACGCUCACCUGCCCGUGUGGACGUCGGUGCAGGCUAGUCCUGCCCGCAUGGACGUCGUUGCAGGCUCGCCUGCUUCCGUGGACGUCGUUGCAGGCUCGCCUGCCCGCGUAGACGUCGUUGCAGGCUCACCUGCUUCCGUGGACGUCGUUGCACGCUCGUCUGCCUGCGUGGAUGUCGGUGCAGGCUAG